CUGUUGAUGCCGCGAUCGCAACUGAAUUGUGUGUCGGCACGAUCAAUGCAUUUUCCGCGGGAAUUGGAGGUGGUGGCUUAAUGUUGAUUCGUUUGCCUAAUGGAACUGCUGAAUUUAUUGAUUGCCGGGAAACUGCUCCAAAAUUUGCUAAACAAGAUAUGUACAAAAAGAAUAAAACUUUAUCUUCGAUCGGUGGACUUGCUCCAUCGAUUAAAUUAAGUCGUUAUGGAUUUCCCAUACCUCCAGAAUUAGCUCUACGACUAGAGAGUAUAAUAUUGAGUAUUCCAUCAUAUCGUGCUAUUUAUGCACCAAAAGGAAAAAUAUUGACCAAAGGAGAAAUGUUAUAUCGGUUUAAUUUUUCAAAAACUUUGGAGGCUAUUGCCAAUAACUAUACUGAAUUUUACGAAGGAUAUAUCGCAAAAUCAUUGGUCAAUGAAAUCAAUGCUCAAGGUGGAAUUAUUACUUUUGAAGAUUUUGUCAAUUAUCAACCUGUAGUUCGUAAACCUACCGUUGGAUAUUACCCACCUGGAAAGAGACCUCUGUCAUCGACAGUUCCAACAAUUGUUGAAAAUGAAGAUGGUGAAUUGGAAUUAGUACUUGGUGGUAGUGGUGGUUCAAGAAUUCUUACUGCUGUCUUGCAGAAUACACCACCAACUAUUACCAAACGUGGUGAAUAUUUAUUCUCAUUUGGUUAA
Molecule: messenger RNA, 695 nt
Organism: Racocetra fulgida
Lineage: Eukaryota; Fungi; Glomeromycota; Glomeromycetes; Diversisporales; Gigasporaceae
Source: the annotation of a GenBank genome assembly